Molecule: messenger RNA, 2182 nt
Organism: Gryllus bimaculatus (two-spotted cricket)
Lineage: Eukaryota; Metazoa; Arthropoda; Insecta; Orthoptera; Gryllidae
Source: the annotation of a GenBank genome assembly
AGCGUCGUCGUGCGACCUGGUGCUGAGCAGCGACGUGCAGAAGCGCGGGUCGGUGGCGUCGCCGGGCUUCCCGGGGCCGUACCCGGCGCGCAGCCACUGCCGCUACGACUUCCAGGGCCGCGGCAAGGAGCGCGUGCAGCUCGUCUUCAGCGACUUCAGCCUCUACCACCCCACCGACAGCCCGCGCGAGUGCGACAGCAUCGACGCCCUGGUGGCGUACGUGCACAUCGACGGCCGCAUGGAGAAGAUCGACAGCUUCUGCGGCUCGGGCCUGCCGCGGCCGCUCAUGUCCAACGGGCCGCGCCUCAUGCUCGAGUUCCGAGGCAUCUACUCCUCCAGCCUGGCGCGCGGCUUCAAGGCCACCUACAGCUUCAUCAAAAACUUCGGCGUGACGGCGGGGCGGCAGGUGGACGAGUUCCCGUGCGCCUUCGUCUUCAACAGCAGCGAGGCGCGCGCGGGCGCCUUCGCCAGCCCCAACUUCCCGGGCUUCUACCCGCGCGACACCGAGUGCCACUACUUCUUCCACGGGCGCGCCCACGAGAAGGUGCACCUGCACUUCAACUACUUCGACGUGGAAGGCGUGCUCCCGUGCGAGGCCAUAACCGCCAGCGACUACGUGGAGUUCUCCAACUUCAUGGCCCGCGACCGCAAGUACUCGCGCUACUGCGGCCAGCUCAAGGAGCUGGACAUCGAGUCGGACCGGAAGUUCUUCCGGGUGACGUUCCGCUCCAACGACCGCCUGGACGGCACGGGCUUCAACGCCUCCUACCGCUUCCUCAGCGAGAUGGACGCAGCUAGCAGCAGUGUGGCUACUGAGUCUUUCACUCCUAUGCCUGGCCCACCGAUGGUAGGUGAUGAGCGCAAGCGCCAUGUCGUGUGCAUCCCCACAGCACUGCCAGCUGCAGCGGGAGGAAGGGAAGACCUCCAAGUCAAGUCACUCCGUGUGCUCACAGACAAGCAGUGUUCUUAGUGUCCCUUCUCCCCCAACGAGGGGAUGCUAGACAAUCAGAUUUUCCAUCAUAUACCACGUAGAGGAUUGGAAACCCUUAGACUACUUAUCAGGAAAUGUGUGCUUUCUUACAACCUACAGAUUAGUGGUGAUACAUAGAGGUAGUGUCUCAAAUGUUAACUCCACAUUUAUAUACAUAUACUCAUCUAUGAAGACCUCACGGAUUUCCCGUUGUGUACUUGUUUCUACGGCAUAGAGCAAGGCUGCGACAGGUUCAGCCCACCAGCACUCCAAGACUUUUGAUAAAACAUCUGACUUUUAUAUUCCCUACACACUUCGCACCUCGCCCACCCUGUCACGCUGAGGCGCAAAAAGUAAUCAAACUGCCCCAGGGCAGCAAUCUUUGCCAGUUUCUAUCCUUCUCUAAUACUGGGCUUCAAUGAAUUCUUAUCCGAUUGCCAAGCCCCUUUCUCCUCAACCUAAUUCUGAAACUUGAAGCUGGUAGGUGCAAUUGGCCAUGCACCGGGUGGGCUUUGUAUCUUCACUGUUAGAAAAUGUAUAUGGUGACUUGUUGAAAAGUGCAUUGUAAGAACAUGGCAUGUUCAUAGUAAUAAGAAAAAUCUAUUUUCAUAAUAAACAAGAACUAUAACUCACCACUCUCUUCAUCAAUGAGUUUAUUAAUUAUUAAUAUUCCCAACGUUUUUGAUUCCUCAAAAAUCCACUCCUGAUUUCUAUCAAGCUGUGUUUCAUUUUAGACUAAUUUUGAUAUGCAGGCUGAAUACUUCACAUUGUAUGUCUCUAUUCGGAAAUACUUUUCAACAAAUUUAUUUUCUUGUAUGAUUUUUUUAUAAUAUUUGUAUAUCACAAUAUAAUAAUAUUCUCGCGUUAUUUUAUGAAUCACAUCUCGCAUGAUACCAAGAAAACAAACGUCAGCAGUUUCUAUUGAAUCCUUUAUUUGUUACUAUCACACUUAAAUUAAAUCUUUGUUGUUGAUAUUCUUUUUCCAAAACCAUACUUCAGAUGUUAGUCUCUAUUGCUGAUACUGCAUUUACUAAAAAUAUUAACAAAAAGUAGAAUGAUUUUAAAAAUAAAACUCAUGACCAGCUUAAUUUUUAAAAAAAACUUGUGAUCCUUUAGUACAACAGAAAAGAAUAGUCACAAUGCAAAUCGAACUUUGUUCAUAAAAUAUAUCAUUUGAUUUCUAACAUAACAAUUGACUACUGAUAAUAUACA